AUGUAUCAAAUGUUUUGCGUUUUGUUUAUACUAAUCUUUGCGGAUGCAUUUGCCCAGGGGCGAAGUUUUGAAGUUAGCUUCCAGGAAACCUAUCCCACACAUUUCCUCAGCUCCGAUCAGGAAUCGAUUCACAACAAACGGGCCGCGAAUGUGUCUCAGUUUUUCGACCAAGCUAGCUUCAGUUUCGAUGGCCUAACGCGAGUGGCCUCCGUGCCAGUGCCCUUUCCCCUGGACAUCUGCAUGCUCCAGCUGGCCAGUGUGAAGUACGCUACGGCUCUGCACAAAAAUGCGGACGGAGUGCGCCAGUUUGCCGUGUAUGCCUGGCGUCCAGCUGAACAGGACUACCAACUGCAAGUGCAGAUGGCUGCUCCCAAGGCGGUGGCUCUUGAUUGUCUGGCCUUCGCUGGACGUGGCUACAUAGCUGUGAGCUACAAUCUAUCGGAACCAUUGAGACAUGCUCGCGAAGGAUCGCCCAUCUAUGAGCUCUCCCCCGAAACGGGCAUACGAACGGUGCAAUACUUUUCGGGCACAAAGAUGCGGGGCAUGUACCUGCGGAUCAGCAGCCAGGAGCUGACCCUUCUGCAGGCCUUUGACUCGGGUGCACAGUGUCCCUACUUCAAGUGGAUGGGCAGGAGUUUCCAGCGACUGGGCGCCAUCCCCUGCAGCAAUGCUCGCCGAGUGGAGGCCUUCGGCAUUGACUACAACGACUACGUGGCCGUGGCCAACUAUGCGGAUGCAGAGGGGCGCACUGCCACACGGUCGGAGAUCUUCAGGUGGGAUGCCCAGGCCCAGAGAUUCCAGCUCUUCCAGCGACUGCGCAGCAAUGGAGCCGUGGACGUGAAGUACUUCAGUCUGCCGGUGAACGAGGUCAGUCGCAGGCACUUCCUCAUCCUGGGCAACACAAUCGGCGGUUCCGGCGCCGAAGUGGGCGAGGCCGACACUGUUGUCUAUGUCUUCGAAAAGGGCCAGUUUGUUCCCUACCAGCGACUGAGUUUCUUUGCAUUAGAACGCCUUCUGCCGGUUCAGCACUCCCUCUCCGAAAAGUUCCUACUGCUGGUGGCCUGUAACAAGCAGGAUGUCAGGAUCUACAACCUCAAUGACUGGCGAUUCGAGGAGUCCAAGGUGCAGUUCACCGAAGGAGCCUUGAGUCGUGGAGUGGCCAGAAUGAGAAGUUAUGAGGAGGGCGAGCAUAGCUAUUUGGUGAUUGCCAAUGAGAAUAUGGCAGCCAAUGAGACGAAUAUCUUCCAGCCACUUUACAAACAGGAUCAACACGCUAAUAUUCUUCGCCAGCAAAUCAUAGACUGGGCUAGAGAGAAAAGAAAGCAAUUGGAGCAAGUGAAAGUGGAACAGCUUUCGGAAAAACUGGAGGAAAAGCUGAGAAAACGUGAAGAGAAACUGCAAUGGUCCGUGAUCAAACAAGUGAAAGCUAAUUCGUUUGAGGAUAAGCACAUGAAUCUAACACCGAAAUACUGGAAGGCUUUGCAGUUAAUUAAGAAGGCUUUAGAUGCGCUGGAACUAAAGGCAAUCUCAGCCAGCUCCAGACAUCCCAGAUCCGCUGACAAACCGAAUGAGGAGUACGUCUUCAAGGAGGUGACAGUGGACACUCUGGUGGUGCACGGAACCGUCCAAGCAGAUCGUAUCAAUGGAGUUGAUACAAAGAACCCUGUUUACGAGUCCGUAACCGCCAGUAAAGUUUUUGUGAGCGAGAAGUUCACUGAACCCGCAAGAAAACAAAAUAAACCACUCCUAGAAGAACUGAUAGUGAAAAAUCUAACACUGGAGGGCAAGUUCAAUGGCGUGAAGUGGAAAGAUCUCUUGGAUCAGACGCUAAAACGCCAUGGCACAAGUGUGCAGUUCAUCAAGGCAGCCAUAGAUGUAGAGCAUCUCAAAUCCGAAGCUGUCCAGGUCAACAGUAACGAGGUCAAUAAUCGACCAGUGGGUCAGCUCAUCCCGGUGGAUGGUGGCAACUUCAUUGUCCAGCAGGAUGUUCAGUUUGCCCAGCCCAUCCAGGUGAACCAGCUGCUUGUCAACCAGAGGCUUAACCACAUCCACGUCGAUCGCCAGCGCUUUGAUGUGCUGCUCAAGCAGGCCAAUCACACUCAGGUCAUCGAGGGUUCCAAGCGAUUCGAGAAUGUUCGCGUCCUGGAACCAAUCACCAUUGCGGGUCAAAUGAUGGGCGCUGAACUGAGAGCCAUAUCGCCGGCAAAGGUAACCCACAAAUCCCUGCAACUCCAGGGCGAUUUCGUUAUAGAUGGUGAUGUGACCAUUGGACGACUGCUGCAAAUGAGAGAUUUGGUGGAUGAGCCAUCCCAACGAUCUGCAGCAGAAACUUUAACACGAGCCCUUCGACUGGAUGAACCUCUGGAUGAUGUGAAUCUAAACUUUCUUCAGCCCCUCAUUGCCAACGAUACGGAACUGAGCUUCCUGAACACCCAAGAUCUGCAAAAUCUGGUUAAACUAAAUGUGAAUGAAGUGCAGUUGGUGCAGGCAAAUAAGGUAUUUCCCCAGAAUGUGGAGAUAGUUGAUGGGUUCGGUGAGGUCAAGUGGCUCAAUGGCAUCGAUACGGAGAGCCUUCCGGAAAUGCUGCUCACGAAGAGUGGAAACCAAACUAUUUCAACUCCUAUUCAAUUGCAAGCCUUGCAAGUGGACCAAGUAAAUGCAACCGAAAUUGUAUUAAAUGGCUUGGCAUUGGAGGACUACCUUCAAGUUGGCAAAGAUCAGAAGUCAAAUGGAACCCUUUAUGUCAACCAAUUGGAUGCUGAGGAGAUAAGUGUGGAAGAUCUGCACUUAAAUGGCCGCCUCCUGGGCCAACCACUGUCCGCCAUCUACGAACAUGGUAGCAAAUCGCUGGACAGCUGGCAUCUGCCGGCCAACUUCAAUGGCACCAUCCAUGCCCAGAACCUGUGGCUCAAUGGCAACAUAAACCAGGUGAAAGUGGCCCACUUGGAGCAGCAGUUGCAGCAACUGGCUGGCAACAUCAAAUACGUGGGUGACUUCAGCUUCGAGCACGAGGUUAAUAUCAGUUCACUGAGCUUUGGCAACUCCCUGAAUGGAAUAUCAGCCCAACAAUUUGGUCGCUGCUGGCUGGAGUCCGUAGGAGAUCAGAAUUUCACGGCUCCCCAAAUAGUGGCUUCGCUGGACAGCGACCAGGGCAUCUGGCUAAGUGGACAACUAAACAACCACACUUUGGACGAUCUAGUGACCCGCAGCUACAGACUCAAUGGAUCGGAGCACCUGCAAGCAGUGCGAUUUGAGAAUCCCAUUGUGUUGCAAUCGGAGCUCCAGUUGGGUCAACUGAAUGGCCUGCGCGUUCCGGAGGAUGUUUUUUACCAAACAGGUGGGGGUCACCUCACCGCUCCAGUUAGCAUAGAAGGUAGCUUGGAGGCAGCCGACUUGUGCAACCUAACCAGCCUGAAUGGCUAUCCCCUGGAGCCGUUGGAAAAGUAUUUAAGUGGGCAUGGCAUGGACACCUUUGUGGCGGAGAACGUGAAGUUUGCCGGGGCACCCUCUUACCGCCUGCUGAAUGGUCAGGUUUUGAACCAGCUGCUGGAUGAAGUGUGGCUGGACAACGAGCAGAUUGAGCUACGAGGAUUGGCAGUGGAUUCCGCUCAAAUUGAGGGCCUGCUGGAGUUCCAGGGACCCAUCAAUGGGCACCAUGUGGACCACAUCAGGCACAACUAUUUCAGCCGUACGCGCAGCAAUCAGAUGAAAACUCCCCUGAGUUUCCAGCAUGACGUCACGUUCGCACAGCCUCCGACGGCCAACUACGUGGAACUACGACGUGGCAAUGGUGACGCACUAGUAAAGGGCACCGCCAGCAACUUCUCACUGGAUUUCGAUGAUUUUGUUGCGCACACUUUAAAAACAGCCGGAGUUCACGCCGUUAGUGGGCAAUGGAAACUGGCGGAGGCCUCGGUUUCGGGGAAUUUAAGGAAUGUCCUGAUAAAUCAGUUAAACCUAGCUGAUGAUGUAGCUAGAGUGGCCCAAUACAACGACAGCAGCAAUCCUUCUCUGACUAUUGAGGCACUGAAAGUUGUUAAAGGCGCCUCUAUAAAUCGCCUGCACAUUACACCAGAAAGUCAAGUGGCAGAGGUUCCAAUGGCCAAGUGGGUAAAUGAAGCAGCCUAUCUCUACGGAAAUCACAGCAUCGCUGGCACUACCAUUAUGGAUAACGUGAACCUCUACAAUGAUCUUAACGUAAAGGGACCAGUAAAUGGUGUCCUGUGGCAGCCGGAUAAGCUUCUUUUGCGGGACAAAGAUCAGGAAGUGCGGGGAUCUCUGCUGGUGGCCAACAGUCUGCCCGAGCGGCAGCAAAUCUACAGCAACAAUGUGGAGAAUCUCUGGGUGGAUUCCGUCAAUGGCCUGCCAGUAAACGAGCUACUGACUAACAAGGCACAAAACCGCCAGAAUCUUCACGUUGAGAGCCAAUUGAUCUUCACCCAGCCACUUACCGUGGGCCAUUACGAAGUGGGCAGUGGAAAUGGCCUCUUGGAUAAGGAUUACAAAAGCAAACGGGGCGUCAUCAGGAAUUCCAUUGAGACUUGGCAGCAGCUUCAGGAAAAUGUGGAUGCUGUAAGGAACAGAUUGGCCAAGCCACCAAAAGUGCUUGAGAACUUUAUCCUGCUGCAGCAGCUGCCUCACAAGGCCGCACUUAUGAAGACUACCUCCUUGGGUAACGAUGAUGCACUGACUAUUUGGGAGCAGGAAUCCAACGAAGCAGUCGUUUACAUCUGGCAUCCGGAUAAACGGCUUUUCACGCGCAAUUCAAGUUCGUCAGCACUACACGCACAGCUCAAAAAGCAAAUCUUGGAUGAAUUUCCUAAGGAUGCAGAAACCAAGCAGCAAAUAAAGUUUGCGCUACUCGAGUUUCAGUGUCUGGGAUUACAAGAAGCCAACCAGAUAGCAAUAAAAUGCGUCGACAAGCAGAACAACAGCAGGGAAGCAAUCAUGGCCAGCCGGGAUGCAAAACAGUUGCUGCUAGUGGCCGAAACAGAUGACAUGCCCAUUUUGCUAAGAACAUCCAGGGCUGUUGAGCUUUGGAAAUGGAGCAGCGGCAAUUACUCCCUAGUGGGCAGCCUUCUAGUUGGGCAGGUGGAGCAAAUGGCGCGAAUCCAACGAGGAGCCGGCAUGGAGAGCGGUUAUGUGGCACUUCUAGCUUCAUCGCCCGCAGCAGAGAUACGGAUUUACAGCUUUAAUAGCGACGUCUCGAGCGGCUUCCAUUUGGACCAAGUCCUGGUGCUCCAAAACUCUCAACAGCCGCGUCAAAUGCUCUUCAUGCAUCUGCCCGAGUCGGAGGAUCUGCUGCUGUGCGUAUCCAACGUCCGGCCACAUCAACCGCUCACCAUUUAUCAGCAUCGCGGGGCAGCGGGAUUCCAGCAAAUCCUCGGCGAGAGCGCCUUUCCAGAAGCGCGCGCCUUGGCAGUGCUCCAACUGCCCAGCCAGAAGCUCCGCCUGCUGUCGAUGGCCACGGAGGAAGCCGUCUACUUGCUGCAGCCACAGUUUACCACACUUUAAGUCACUCUUGUUUUUGUGUUUUCUAAAUAAAAAUUACUUUUUAUUAACCGUAUCUGUGGGCCUUCAAUUACGUUGCUUAGUCGUCGCUGGACUCGACGUUCUCGGUCUGCAAGUUCUUGAACGUGGACACCGGCACAUAGGUCACGUAGG
Messenger RNA from Drosophila elegans, 5664 nucleotides. RefSeq lists its product as uncharacterized. The record is from RefSeq and is a predicted model, not a curated record. The transcript has 13 exons. Gene Ontology annotation, biological process: signal transduction. Bases 1 to 5514 code for a protein of 1837 amino acids. Lineage: Eukaryota; Metazoa; Arthropoda; Insecta; Diptera; Drosophilidae.